Pyrenophora tritici-repentis Pt-1C-BFP is the source of this 2036-nucleotide messenger RNA. Its product is annotated as BetA, Choline dehydrogenase and related flavoprotein. The record is from RefSeq and is a predicted model, not a curated record. Lineage: Eukaryota; Fungi; Ascomycota; Dothideomycetes; Pleosporales; Pleosporaceae. Gene Ontology annotation, molecular function: oxidoreductase activity, acting on CH-OH group of donors; flavin adenine dinucleotide binding. Gene Ontology annotation, biological process: secondary metabolite biosynthetic process.
AUGGCGUCUCUCUUCUCGAGCAUCUUCUAUCUUUCCACCUUUGUCCCGCGUGUAAUUUACGACAGUGUGACUGGAAGUAAUGCCAAUGAAGUCAACGUUGCCGGAAAGUCGUUUGACUACAUCAUCGUCGGUGGUGGACUGAGCGGAUUGACAGUAGCCAACCGCCUGAGCGAAGAUUCGAGCCGUACCGUGCUCGUGAUUGAAAAUGGCUACAUGACCGAUGACAUCACUACCCGAGUGCCCUCCUUCGCCAACAGUGUCAAUCAACAGCUCAUGUACGAUAUCACAUCCGAGUACGAUGUCGGCACAGGGGGCACACACCCCGUCUGGGUAGGCAAAGUUGUUGGUGGCGGCUCAGUAGUUAAUGGCAUGGCGUUUGAUCGUGCAUCUGCUGCCGACUACAAUGCGUGGGAGGCACUUGGCAACACUGGCUGGAACUACAACAACCUCUUGACCUAUUUCAAAAAGUCGACUACCUUUACUCCGCCCACGGCCAAUAAUAUCAAGAACUUUGGUACCACAUACGAUGCUAACUACUACGGAACCAACGGCCCUAUCCAAGCUUCCUUCCCCAACUUCGAAUACGAAGACACAAAGACUGUUUGGGCGGCAUUCAAGGCCCAAGGUGUACCGUUACCAAAGGAACAUGCGGCAGGCAAGGCUGUCGGUGCUUUUUGGAUACCCACUGCAUUAUGGCCCAAGUCACAAACACGAUGCCAUGCAAAGAAUGCGUACUAUGAUCCAGUAAAGACUCGUUCAAACCUGUUCAUCAUCACUGGAAAGACUGUGAAUGAGAUUUUAUUUGGUACUGGCCUUUUGACCGGAUACACUGCCAAUGGCGUCCAGUAUAAGUCAAGAACAGAUGGGUCUAUCAACAAGGUCUACGCCAAGCGCGAAGUCAUCAUGGCUGCUGGUGCCGUUUUCACGCCUCAAAUCCUACAACUCAGCGGUCUAGGUCCUAGAAGUGUACUGAAUGCGGCAGGGAUCAAUGUAAGAAGGGAUAUGCCAGCCGUCGGUGCCAACAUGCAAGACCACCCUAACGCCAACAUGUACUUCAACCUCAAGGACCUGUCCGUUCCAAAUCCCUUUAGCGGCCAAGAUCCAAGCUACAAUGCCACGGCAUGGUCAGAAUACGAAGAUAACGAUUCAGGACCACUUACACAAGCCCACGGUAGCAGCCUGGCCUUUUUGAGCUUGCAAAGCAUCACGAGUAAAUGGAGCUCAAUCGUAUCGACUGUCAAGGCGCAAAACGUACGCUCCUACCUUCCUUCUGUCUAUGAUGACUACGCUCUUCUCCGCGGCUUCAGCAAACAACGCGAAAUCAUUGCAAAUCUCCAUGCCAGUCCCGAUGCAGCUGCCGGCGAGUUCCCCAUGGUCCCCUUUGGCCUAGCCAUCAGCUGUCUGCAACGCCCACUUUCCCGCGGCACCAUCACCAUCAACCCCCAAAACAAGUACGGCAACCCCAAAGUCCAAUUCAACGCUCUCCAAAAUCCAGUCGACAAGCAAAUCCUCGUUGAAAUGGUAAAGUGGACGCGCAAACACUGGGCAUUGCCUCAACUCAACAAGUUCGAUCCUGUCGAAAUUACACCGGGCACGCAGGCGCAAAGCGACGAUGAGAUUAUAAAAGCCCUCAUUCAGCAGAGCUCGCUAGCGGCGUCAUUUGCGCACAUGUCGGGUAGCUGUUCCAUGAUGCCGGAGAGUUAUGGUGGCUGUGUGGGCAACGAUCUGGCCGUGUAUGGCGUAUCGGGAUUGAGCAUUGUAGACGCGAGUAUCAUUCCCUUGAUCCCUGCCACACAUCUUCAAUCAACAAUGUAUGCCGUUGCGGAAAAAGCGGCAGAUCUGAUUAAGGACAGGAAUGGCGUGGACAUUCUGAAUCCCUUGUCGUGGUUUCGGCUCAGGCGAUCUUGAUAUUUUCAUUUCUUCAUUUCUUUUCUCUUCUCUUCAGCACUUGGCAGUUCAUACUUCUCACACAACUUUUGUUUCCUUUGUUCACAUUAUAUCCCUCUUUAAAUACCAUCUCUUAUUUCAUCUUGCAG